UAACUGUUUUAACAGGAAGACAUUGGCUUUUAGUUACUUUCUGAAGACAACUGUGUGGAUUGCACACAUGGAAAUCAUCCAGACAUUCGUGUUUAUACUUCAGCUUUCUCCUCAGAUCACCAUGUGGACGGACUACCAGACAGUGAAUGUGCUGGCCUACACACGGAUGAUGGAGAAUGGCUCCACAGACCAGGCAGUGGUUGUUUUGGUGAAUGAAGCCACAUUUGCGUACUUCGACCAGGCAAAAAACACAUUUGUGUUACGUCCCAGUGCAAGCGCUGGGUUCUCAGUUUUAGAAGGCAGUGAUCGCUCCUUCUGCAUGUAUGAGGUGUUAGCAGGAUUUUAUCGACAAACUGAUUACCUAGAGAAACUCAAACAAGAAACAAAUUCAUCAAAAUCACUUUUGGUACGCCCUUCAGUCAAUGUGUAUACUGAGUUUCCUGAAGAACAAGGAAAAGUAAACGUCCUUUACUGCUAUGCGACUGGGUUUUACCCUGGUGACAUUGAAAUAAACUUUUAUCUAAAGGGCCAAAAGUCCACUGUGAAAGCAGAGACCUCUGACUUAAUGUAUGGGGAAGACUGGACCUUCAGAGUGUACAAGUAUAUGAAUAUGACCCCACAGUAUGGAGACAAGUACACAUGUGAAGUGAGACACAGUAGUAUGGUUGAACCUAAAAUGACAGAGUGGAGUCCUGAGUUUUCAGUAUCCACAUCACAUCUCUACUGGGCUUAUUCACUACCUCCCAGCAUCCUGCUGGGCAUCAUGGUCUCUGUCCUGAUUGUAAGAAGAAAAGGCCGCUCUCAGUUAUAAAGGUGCUUUCAAAGACUAAACUGCAGCGUAUAUGUGCAUCUGUGAAUUUUGUGCUCCUGGGAUCCUGGCAUAUAGACGCUUGACUUCUUUAGAUUACAUUAUAUUUUAAUGAAUUUCUCUACAUGCCACAGUUUUAAGUCUGAAUGUCCUAUUCAGAGGUUUGAUCAAAAACACUCACUCCUUGUUCUUUAAUAAUGAAUUUGAAAUAAUUUUCUAAAUGUUUGUUGUAAAUAAACAUCUCAGAAAAUGUUAUGGGGAUUCAAAUCAGAAUAUGAGUUUUUGUUUUGAAACAAGGCAUAAUUUUAAUGCAUGUCUUCUGGAGAGGACACCAGGACAAACAGCUGUUAAUAAGUCAAUAACAAGACAAUAGGGGCAAAAAAUCAUAAAUCAAUAUUCCUAUGAAAUGUGAGAUACUCUUAUGAAAAUGUUGCAAAGUUAUAACUCUCAUAAUAACACUUCUCAUGGUUUACCCCAAGAACACAUUAAUAUGCAAAUUAGAUGCAGUGUAGCUGUAUGUAGAUACAUUGAAUAAAAUGUGAAUAUUUAUUUAUGGACAUUUUACACACAUUGCAUAAAGUAAAAAUAGUAUUUCAAAUCGUUCUGUUUCAUGUUUCAUAAAAUAUUUGAGAAUAAUCUUUGUACAAAGUUUUCUAGCCUGAAACCUAAAAACUGG
This is a messenger RNA of Carassius auratus (goldfish), 1484 nucleotides long. RefSeq names its product patr class II histocompatibility antigen, DO beta chain-like. The transcript is spliced from 4 exons. Bases 68 to 811 code for a protein of 247 amino acids. The record is from RefSeq and is a predicted model, not a curated record. Lineage: Eukaryota; Metazoa; Chordata; Actinopteri; Cypriniformes; Cyprinidae.